This is a messenger RNA of Bicyclus anynana (squinting bush brown), 621 nucleotides long. Its product is annotated as gustatory receptor for sugar taste 64f-like. Gene Ontology annotation, biological process: sensory perception of chemical stimulus; detection of chemical stimulus involved in sensory perception of taste. The transcript is spliced from 6 exons. NCBI's taxonomy places the organism in Eukaryota, Metazoa, Arthropoda, Insecta, Lepidoptera, Nymphalidae. Gene Ontology annotation, cellular component: membrane. The record is from RefSeq and is a predicted model, not a curated record. Gene Ontology annotation, molecular function: taste receptor activity. Bases 1 to 621 code for a protein of 206 amino acids.
AUGAAGGAACUCGAAAUUGCGAAUCUCAAUGAAUAUAUAGAUCAGAAUAUUAAACGCAAAUGUAAUUUUGCCGUCAUCGUUUUACUUGGUCUUGCAUUUGCAAGCUAUUGGAGGAAACUGCGAGAGGACUACAACAACGCCUCGCGAUUGGUCCGCCGCUUUGAUGACGUCAUCAACUGUAUUACAUUGAUAUCUUUCGCAAGCAAUCUCCUGUUUGUGUGUUUGCAACUUUCGUAUCUUUUAGCAAAUGGCAUUCGAGGAACAUGCCAAAGUCGUUACUACUACGACAAUUUAUUAGUUUCCAAUAAUUCGUCAGGGUCAAUUUACCCCUACAUAUACGCAACGUUCUCAGUAUAUUCGGUGAUGUUUCUCAUCCUACGCGCGCUAGGUCUCGCCCUUAUUGCAGCAAGAAUCCACUCCGAGUCCUUGGUCGCCGUCCCGGUUCUCUACAAUGUGCCUUCACCUACCUGUGGUAUUGAGGUUCAAAGAUUCAUUCAACAAAUACACGGGAGUACAGUGGCUCUGACUGGACACAAUUUCUUCUAUGUAACUAAAGAUCUUCUUUUAUCAGUUGUCGGAACUAUUGUCACUUACGAGCUAGUUUUAUUGCAGUUUGAGUAA